CAUCAAAUGUUUAUAUUUUACUAAGGUUUGCUACUCAGUCUUAAUGAUCUAGAUUGUUCCUAUUUCAACGAGAGACUAUUGCCCACAAUUUUUAUGUAUGUAUGUACACACGUAUGUACGCUCCACACGACAGUUGUGAAACUAGGUAUUUUUGGUAUUCAAAAAUGUAAUGUAGAGCAAUGCAUAGUUUGUCGGCUAAAAGCGUGCAAUGAGUAGAUUUGAUCGUAUUCCCGAUAAAAGACAUGUUAAUCGGUAUUGGAUCUAUACCUUUUGCCAUAUGCUAUAAAAGGGCGGCACAAUAAUUUGCUUGGCACACAACAAUGUUUGCUAUUCUGCUGAUUCUCAUCUUGGGCUCGACGGACAUUUUGGCCACAGACUAUAUACUACGGGUCGAGGAUCCAGAUAUCUACACGACGUGCAAGGAAGCACCUCCUGGAACUAUUGGUCUGAAUGAAGCCUUCGACGUAAGCGACAUGACGGUUGAAAUGGAUGAGGAGGGGAUCCAUGUGUCCGGAAAUAUUACCACUACAUGGAGCUUACCGCGCACGAAUCGAAUUUCUGUCAAGAUGAGUGUGCUCCACUUUAACCGCGGUAACUGGGAGCCGACCGUAUUUAACUCCCUCACGCCGGACUUCUGCAACGCGAUGUUCAAUACAAAUCUGUUUUGGUAUAAAUACUGGUUCAAAAAUUUUGAAAACCGCGAGGAAAUCCAAGAAAAGUGCCUCGCUACACAGGGUACCGUUCUGGUGUACAACUCCUUUGUUGUGGUUCCGCGACUAAAUAAUGUCAUGGGACCCCCCCUCAAAGGACGCUAUAAGGUAGUUUUCCUGUUUGAAACAUUCAACGAAUAUGACGAACGGCAGCCUAUAUCCGUUUGCUUCGAGAUCUCGGGCGAAGCUGAAAAAAUAAAGAAUUGAUAAUUUCGAGAUUUGAUCAGUCGUAAAUUACCGGAUACUAUGUUUGGUCUUAAUAAUCCUAAUUAAAACAAUAAAAAUAAAA
Molecule: messenger RNA, 999 nt
Organism: Drosophila erecta
Lineage: Eukaryota; Metazoa; Arthropoda; Insecta; Diptera; Drosophilidae
Gene: CheB38c
Exons: 3
Coding region: 321-917 (198 amino acids)
Source: RefSeq, a predicted model, not a curated record